Messenger RNA from Oreochromis niloticus (Nile tilapia), 4413 nucleotides. RefSeq names its product anoctamin 1, calcium activated chloride channel b (gene ano1b). Gene Ontology annotation, biological process: chloride transmembrane transport. Gene Ontology annotation, molecular function: intracellularly calcium-gated chloride channel activity; protein dimerization activity. NCBI's taxonomy places the organism in Eukaryota, Metazoa, Chordata, Actinopteri, Cichliformes, Cichlidae. The coding region runs from base 265 to 3180 and encodes 971 amino acids. Gene Ontology annotation, cellular component: plasma membrane. The record is from RefSeq and is a predicted model, not a curated record. The transcript is spliced from 25 exons.
AAGGCUGCUCACUCACUUUAGUAGCACCACAAUCCAGACAAAAACAGGGCUUUACACAGAGCUUUAAAGGAAGACAAACACAGAAAAGUGGCAAGUCACUGAAAAAUAAGAGUAGAGGCGGGGCUAUCAAAGCCCAGCAGAGUCAUAUAGUGAAAAAUCUCAAACAGGAGGCAAACACAGAGAGACCUAAGGCAGAACCAGGACUAUUCUCUGUAAGAAAACAACUCUUCACCACAUAAGUUUACCGUUUUUUCUACCUGGACAAUGACAGAGAAUGUAGAAGAUCAAGUCAACUUCUCUCAAACCUCGGGGUCUGAGCAACAGACACCGCAUUUUCUACGAGAUGUCAUCUUCCAUGGCAAGUUUAAGCGGCUGAAGGCUCUAACUCCAGAGGAAAAUACCCGCUCCCAGCAUGGGCUCUUCUUCCAGGAUGGUCAACGGCGUGUUGACUACGUGCUCACCUACUCCGUGAAGAAGUCGAGUGGAAGCCACUCCACUCGGCAGUCAGUGCAUCUCCUCACUGAGAAUGUUGUUGCUCGCAGCUUCCGCCAUGGUCCUCAGAGUGGUGGCGAAAAGCUCCGAGCCAAGCAAACACAAAGGACGAAAGACUCAUCUUCCGUACAUUCAUCGAGGGUUAUCGACAUGGAGUUGGGCUGUUCAGGAGAAAUCUUCAAUGGCCAGGAGGAUCAGAAGGCAUUCAGAAGGGAGGAGUUUGAGGGAAAACUGAGAGAUAUGGGGCUAGAGCUGGAAAAAGAUGAAGAUGGCAAGAUUCCAGGAGUGUACUUCGUGAAAAUCCAUGCUCCCUGGAACGUUCUUUGUCGAGAAGCCGAAUUCAUGAAGUUAAAGAUGCCCACCAAAAAAGUCUAUGAGGUCAAGCAGUCAAACAGCAUUGUGGAGAAGAUCAGUACUCUGAUUAGUAAAAUUCUGGAGCCCCUCCACCCACAUGUUGAGGAACAUCAACCCAAGAACAUCAAACACCUGUCACACACGUUCUCUAGGGAAAAGCAACACCUAUUUGACCUCUCAGACAAAGAUUACUUCUUUGACAGCAAAACCAGGAGUUCAAUAGUUUUUGAAAUACUAAAAAGAACAAAAUGCAAGGCCAAGUACAGCAUGGGUAUCACCAGUCUCCUUGGUAGUGGGGUGUAUACUGCAGCUUAUCCUCUUCAUGAUGGAGAGAUUGAUGAGGAGAGUGCAGACCCCAAUGACAGAAAGCUUUUAUAUGAGGAGUGGGCAAACUACAGCGUAUUCUACAAGUACCAGCCGAUCGGACUCGUGCGGAAGUAUUUUGGUGAGAAGAUUGGGCUGUACUUCGCUUGGCUAGGCCUGUAUACCCAGAUGCUGAUUCCUGCCUCACUAGUGGGGGUCAUUGUCUUUUUGUAUGGAUGCGCCACAGUUGAUGACAACAUUCCAAGCAUGGAGAUUUGUCAUCCAAGGAACAACAUCACCAUGUGUCCACUGUGUGACAGAGUGUGCAGCUACUGGAAACUUAGCACUGCCUGUGGGACUGCCCGGGCAAGUCAUCUGUUUGACAAUCCUGCCACAGUUUUCUUCUCUAUAUUCAUGGCUCUCUGGGCUGCCAUGUUCAUGGAGCAUUGGAAAAGGAGGCAGAUGAGACUCAACUAUGAAUGGGACCUUACAGGGUUCGAGGAUGAGGAAGAAGCUCUCAAGGAUCACCCCAGGGCUGAGUACGAAUUCAAAGUAAUGCAAAAGUCUCUAAGGAAACGUCAAAAGUCCCAGGACAAGAUAGAAAAGCUUACAUUUCAGGACCGUCUGCCCGCCUACAUGACUAACAUCGUCAUGAUGUUGUUAAUGAUUGGUGUUACAUUUGCCAUUGUGUUUGGUGUGAUCCUCUACCGCAUCUCCACCAAAGCUGCUCUUCAUAUGAGUUCCAGUCUGAUCACAAGGAACCAUGUUCAGCUGACAGUUAAAACCACUGCAGCCAUCAUCAACCUUGUGGUCAUCCUUAUACUGGAUGAGGUAUAUGGAGCUGUGGCACGAUGGCUUACUGUAUUAGAGGCUCCUAAAACUGACAAGAGUUUUGAGGAAAGACUCAUCUUCAAGACCUUCAUUCUCAAGUUUGUUAAUGCAUUUUCCCCAAUCAUCUACAUUGCUUUCUUCAGGGGAAGACUUGUAGGCAGGCCAGGCAGCUACCUAUAUGUGUUUGACUCUUACAGAAUGGAAGAGUGUGCUCAUGGAGGCUGUCUGAUGGAGCUGUGUAUCCAGCUGAGUAUCACCAUGUUGGGAAAGCAACUUAUCCAGAACAACCUUUUUGAGAUUGGAAUACCCAAACUGAAGAAACUGAUUCGAUACAUUCGGUCAAAGCAAGGAGCUUUUCAGGAAGAAGAGAGACAGAAGAAGUUGACGAGAUAUGAAACCGACCAUUUUCUGGAGCCAUUUGGUGGAUUAACUCCUGAAUAUAUGGAAAUGAUCAUCCAGUUUGGUUUUGUUACUUUGUUUGUGGCAUCCUUCCCGCUGGCUCCACUCUUUGCUCUGCUCAACAACAUCAUUGAAAUACGUCUUGAUGCCAAGAAAUUUGUGACGGAGCUGCGAAGACCAGUGGCAGCAAGAGCCAAAGACAUCGGAAUAUGGUACAACAUACUGAGAGGGGUAGCAAAAGUUGCUGUCAUCAUUAACGCAUUCGUUAUCUCCUUCACAUCAGACUUCAUCCCUCGGAUGGUUUACCAGUACAUGUACAGUCCUGAUGGCUCCAUGCAUGGAUUUGUCAACCAUACACUGUCUUAUUUUAAUGUCAGCCACUUCCAGGAUGGCAAAGAACCCAUGGAUCCAUCACACUUUGGCUACCCUGUUGUAAUAUGCAGGUAUAAAGACUACAGGGAACCUCCUUGGUCAAACACACCAUAUGAGCUAUCCAAGGAAUUCUGGGCAGUGCUGGCUGUCCGUCUGGCUUUUGUUAUUGUUUUCCAGAACGUUGUGAUGCUCAUGAAUGACAUUGUUGACUGGCUAAUCCCAGACAUCCCAAAAGAUAUCAGCCUGCAGAUCCACAAGGAGAAGAUUUUAUUGGUAGAGCUUUUCAUGAAAGAAGAGCAGGGCAAGAGCUAUAUCAUUGACAGCAGCACUUCAGCAGAUGGAAAGGAAAACUGCAGCAAACACAACAACAACAGCAAAGUGGCGCCCCCACGCUCCCGACGGCAUACCAACAGCACCAAAAGCUUCUAACAGCCAUGCUAGCAGCUAUGGCUAGUAGCUAGUAGCUUUUAGUUUAAUUGUUGUUAGCAUGUCAAAGCUUGCUAGUAGUUCUCUCUCAGGACAGACUAAAUUGUAUGUAAAUUGUAUGUUUUUCUUAAUAUUCUUAACAUUCCAACAACUGGGACAGCAGUUGGCCAAAGAGAUGUGAGAAAAUUAAAUCUGUGGCCAAAUAUGUUGCAUGUUUUUGUUGAGCUGUGAAACUCUGUCACUCCAUAUGUGCACACUCAAAUGUAUUUAUGUGCUUAAGAAUGUCUGAUUGUGUACUCAAAUUAAUGACUUUGUAAAUCAAUAUGUAAAAGUGUAUUCAUUCUUACAUGCAUCAGAUCUGAAAUUUUGUAUAUAAUCCUUUAAAUACUCACAAAUUUCAGAAUAUGCACAAAAAUGAUGACAAAUUGUGUGCAUAAAAUUUUUUACCAGCAUACACAUUAGAAUCAGAAAAUGUGAAUUCAAAGAAAUCAAUAUAGAAACUUUUCAUUAAACGGUGACUAAUCAAAAUUCAGAACCUGCUGUUAGAAAAUAAAUAUUAAGGAGGAAGCAGUUUCAACUUGCUGUAUGGAACAAAAUUUAAAUCCAGAAUUGAAUUUUUUAAAUUCUCCUCACAUAUGUCAUCUUGAAUAACACAGGUCUGCAACCCAAAAAACUGCAUAGGAUUUUUUGACUAGAUUUGACUAGAUUUGUACUGACUAAAACUGGGAAAAAUAUUUUUAAAAUUCUAAAAAUCUGGUAUCCUAUACUUGAGUCAAAAAACCAUAUCCAAUAAUGAUUUCUAAGAGCGAGACUCAAGAGAAAUACAAAUAAAAAAUGCGAGGAAUUGAGAAGGGGGGGAUACUGUGCGUUUGCGGUGUGAGGAGCUCAGAUGGUCAUGUCCCAUUCUUCAAGACAUCCCAACAGAUUUAUUUUGUUAAGGUAAGGAAUCUCAGAAAAAUUAUGCAAAAUUAGUUAAUUGUAAUAAAAUAUUGAUUUUUUUUUCAUUGCUGUUGUGAUUUUGUUUUUUUUUAAAUAAACUCCUCAUGUUUUGCAAAAACGCCGUAUGUGGGGAAAUGGAGAUCAUUUUUAGUUUCAGCACCCUAAAAUAUCAAAUUUACCAAAAAUAUCCCAUGCAGCUGAAGUUUUUUUGUUUGUUUGUUUUUUGCAGAACUGUGAAAAUUGAGUUUUUGAGGAUCCUUGUGACAAUUUUUUUAAGAAUUAAAAUUUUAAUUUGCA